Messenger RNA from Zophobas morio, 5488 nucleotides. RefSeq lists its product as uncharacterized. The record is from RefSeq and is a predicted model, not a curated record. The transcript has 14 exons. The coding region runs from base 343 to 4380 and encodes 1345 amino acids. Lineage: Eukaryota; Metazoa; Arthropoda; Insecta; Coleoptera; Tenebrionidae.
UCAGUUGACAGCCGCCGAGACACCGAGACCACCAAGUAGGGUGUAGAAAUAGAAAGAAACAGGUUUAUUUUCAGGAAAAUAAAGCUAUGUUGAAAGGAAUGCGGUGUCUUAGUGCCCCAAUUUCAGCGCGAGACCGGCGAGCAUGAAAAGUGCAGUGCGUGCCGGUGUGCUUUUCAAGUUAUGUUUCACUUAGUUCGUUUGAAAUAGUCGGUCUGGUUUGUUGCAAGUGUCAUCAACAAAACACGGAUUACAUCAACACUACCAGCAAAACACAAACAAUUUACAGAAAAAUGAUCAAGCGACACAAACCAGACACGACAUAGCCUCGGUCGAGGUGCGACGAUGACUUCCAGGCCCAGUUCGGGUGCCAAAACGUCGACCGGACACAGAAGGGCCGAAUCGGGGGGAGGACACCACAGGCACAGCUCGUCGGGAUCCGGACACCAUCGAUCCGAUUCGGGGCAGAGCUUCGAUUCCGAGUACCACCGAGAGCGCAGGCACGGACACCAUCGGUCCAAGUCGGGCGUGAGCGAGAGGGAGAGACUCGAUUCCAAUGGGUCGCAAUUAUCCAAUAAGUUGGAAUUCCGGUCCGCCCAAGGCCUCCACAGCGACGGCCACCACUACGCGAGACCGACGUCCCUCUACCCGCUGCGGACCGACGGCUUAGCCCUAGGCCCCGACGCCCUCCAGCCCGAGCGCGAGCCCAUCAGAUUCGACGUAAACCUGGUGGGGGCGCCGCCCGAGGUCGAGCAGCUGGUGAACAACAUCAAGCAAGUCGCCGAGCAGUUUCUCUACCACUGGAGAACCUUCCCCAUAAUCCUUCCAAGUCCCGUUUCGCAAUGCGAUUCGUUCCCGACGUCGCAACUCGCAUCCGAUGGGUCUCUAGGUAGAUGCAAGACGAAGUAUCACUUGCGCGAUCUCUUUGUAGCGCCCUCUUUCGACGAGCUAGACGCUGUCGCUGUCGAUGGUAAAGGUGAGCCGAGGCGGUUGACGGGGAAGCAGUUGGAGUAUAUAAGGGAGCGAGGCUUGCACAAGGAUAAGUUCGGAAAGCCAAAACGAUUGAACCUGCAACAACUAGAAUCAAUUAGGCGCCAGGGCGAGUUUGAGGUAGAGUCUUUGAAUUUUCCCGGCCAGCAACACCGAUGGAGGCUGUCGCAGCUGCUGCAGAAGGGCACGGAGAAGAGCAGCGAUUCGCUCUUGAACGAUCUGGCGUUAGCGCUGCGGUUCAUCGCCGUGACGGCGAAGGGCCGGCUUCUGUCGCACUUCUUCAGCGUCUCGGAGGCCCUGAAGGCGCUGUUGGCGGGGCUGUUGAGGAUUCUGGAUCUGGUCUUCGGGAUACCCAGUCUGCAGGCUCAUAACCUAGAUGCCAAAAUUAGGGAAGAGAGGACCAAGUAUUUGGUGGCGGAACUGGUGUGUCGGCCGGAAAACGAAGAAUCCUUGGAGCAUCUGUGUUCGUACAUCCGCAAACAAUUACGUCGAGCAGCUACAGAAAAAUUCGAAGUCACUAAAGAAUGCUCGCAGCCGCCUGUCGCCGUUCCUUACAGGUUCCUGACGCCUUCGGGAUCAGAACUGGAUUUGAGGUUAUGGGAGAGAAGUCUGAUGAGAAGGGCUCUGCCCACAUUAGUAGCUAUUUUAGAGAGGGAGACCAGGGGGUGGUUUUUACACUUUCGAGAAAGACUGAUUGCUGAGUUAAGAGCUCAAAAAAUGCCCGACGAAGAUAUAGAACGGGAAGUGAACGAUGCUGUUAUGAAGGAGUAUCUGCAGAGGGUUUAUAACAGCAUUCUUUCUCAUCCAGAUAUUUUAAGUUUAGGAGAAGGGAUUGCUCAACUUUUAGUACAACAAGCCCAAAGCGUAGUUUUAAUGCAUAGAGCAGUCGAAAACGUACAACACCGUCUUUCAAAAUCUCAGGAAGAAAUAAAAACUCGUCUCUGCAAUUCUCAUCCGGUAUUGUCUAGAAUAGAACCCUGGUUACGAUCUCGUCUACGCUCAGCCGAACUGAAAUUCAGCCAAGAAAACCAGUGGAGCGCCCAUGAAGAUGCUCUCUCAUUAUGCAACUCGAAACGUCUCCACCAAACCGUGUAUUUCCUCAACCGCGACCUCGCCUUCAUGAAAGAAAGAGAACCCGCCUUGUUGAGAGAACUGCGCAAGGUCAAAACGCCCACCCGCUCUUUUUUAUGGCCCACCCAAAUCUGGCUGCCCACCAACUGGAUCGUCCGCAGGAACUUCCAGGGUCAGUCCGAGAUCGUCCCGACCGUGCUCAGCAAACAAGCCACCAGCAUCACGACGCCCCGCUCCGAUCCCAGCCAGCCCGUUUUCCUGGUGGAGAAAGAGAUCGUCCGGACGACGACGACCCGGUGGCCGCUGUGGCGCAUCUUCAACUACUUCCACCGGACCUGGUGCUGGACGUGGAACGCCAUGUUCUUCUUCGGCAUCGUGCUGCCGUGGUGCAGCCCGGUGGGCCUGCGCGCGCUGCUGUGCCUCGAACCGUUCAUGCCCGACCUCGAGCUGUCGCAGGUCAACGGCACACUCUUCCCGCGGAAGAGCAGCCUGACGUCGACGCUGUGCUCGCGCCUGAUCAGCCUGUGGCGGCACAUCUCCAAGUCGCGGACGCACUUCGAGACCAAGCCGGACACCGGCUUCAUAGGGAAGGGGUUCACGAGACACUUGAAUAGGAUAUGGAAUUACUUUUUUAAGGGGCUGUUUGGGACGAUCAUUUUGGUUGUGAUUUUUCCCGUGGUGUGCGUGGCGGUCAUCGCGGCGAGCGUUUUCGUCGCGCUGACGGCGGUGGCGUGGAUGCCGGUGCUGACCUUGGCGGUGCAGGUCACCAACGCCGUGAUCUACGACCUGGACAGCCCGGUGCAGCAGAGGAACCGGUUGUUCGUGCUGUUCGAGGCGCUGAUGUGGAAGAUCGGGCUGCAGGGGUGCGUGCAGCCGGUGGCGGCGCUGCUGGUGGCGGCGGUCGUGUGUCCGGCGAUUUCGUUGGUCAUCUUGGCAGGUGGCAUCGCCCGCUACUGGUUCCGCCUCUUCUGGGACACCACCAUCUUCCACCUCAUAAUUAAAAAACGCGGCCGGAUCCCCGCCAGCGACAGUUUCGUGGUGAAGCGCGUCGCCGGCCCCGGCUUAGCCUCCGACUACUACUUCCAGAUCAGUCCCGAGCAGGCCCUCGCCGCCUUCGAGGCCAAAAUGGAGUGGGAUGAGCUCGCCGCCUACCAGUCCGUGAUCGAAAACACGAUCAUGCAGCCGCAGCGCGACUUCAGCCACUUCGUGGAAGCCUGCUUCGGCAGCUUCUCCACACAGCUGGCCAAGAACGGCCCCUACAAGAACCUGGAGAAGGAAGCGCAGGACCUGAUGACGGUCCUCCACGAGAAGCUCGAGAGGCGGCGCCGGGACCUCCAGACCGGGUUGAGCGUGACCGUGAAGAGCAAAAUCAAGCUGGAAACGUCGGAGCUGAAAAUCGCCAUCCAGCAGGGGGCGCUGAUGCUGGAGAGGUUCUACCCGACGCACAUUUUGCCGAAACUGGGCUGCAGUGAGGACCAGUUCUGGGACAAUCGGGCGCUGAGUCCUGGGGAUUGGGCCGGGUUGGCUGGGUUGCUCUACUCGGAGCUGUUCAGUCUGGAUAUCCUGACGCCGCUAGACCAUACCGAUACCAGUUUUCGUCUGGAUCCUCACCCACAAGCGGACUUGUCGAGGUACACGGAGAUGGUGCAGUGUGCCCAGUUGGGAGCCCGAGGACCGGAUCUCCUAGGGAAUGUGUAUACACCGAGGGGGAACAUCCAAGUGCAUUCGCCAUACUUGGAAGUGUCUGCGUUCAAUCCGAGGUCCAAACAAGCGACGACGGUGAAGAAGUGCGAAAAAAAGUCGGAAUCGACGACGGUCCUGGGGUCCAUCAGGAGUACGACGGGGUCGACGAUUUGGACGCCUUGGAAGAAGCACUCGCGACCGUUCGCUCCCGACAAGAUGGUGAUUCCGUUACCGGUUCCGCACCCGGCCCAUAUUGCCGUAACGAUAUUUAAUCGGGAUUCGGAUGACCCGAUUCCGUUGGAGUCGGACAUCUGCCAAAGUAUUUUACGGGGGAUCGAGGAAAGUCAUAUCUCGUUGGACGAAUCGGGCAUCAACAGGUAUAAGGGCGGCGGCGACUCGUUUGAAACCAGUUCGAGUUCGGACACAGUCGAGAGCCCCCACAAUGGCGCCGAGCCCCCACCAAGUCAAUCCAACCGUAACUCAUCGGACGGGGUCUACCAGUGGACUUUAAACAACUGGGGCCAACGCAAACGUAAUAAUUCAGGUAGUGUUAAGGUCGAUCUGGCGAGUCCGGAGGACGUCACCUUAGACAGCGAUAGUACUAGGGUUGUUUUCAGUACGUACGGCACGACCGUUUGAUAAAGUCAUGUACAUGUGAUUCCGCAUAAUCCAAUCUGAUUGGUUGAAACGUAUCUUAAGUUGAAACAUCCAGUUCCCGUUAUUUAAUAAUCAUUGACAACAAGUGUGAUAUUUUUUUAAGUUAUGUACAAGCGUCAGACAUCACAGGAUCUAGUUAUGUUGAAAAAACAUAGUUUGGCAUUUCGUGGGCCGAAAGGCAUAUCAGACGACUCAGCAGUAGUACAAUUGACAGCAUAAAAGUAUUAAAUGUUGAAUUAGCGCUGUAGUAGUUUAAUUUAAGUAAACAGAUCGUGGCGCAGAGUUGCAAAUUCGUCUAUUUUUUGUACUUUAAGAAAUCAAAGUUUUCUUUUGCUACACGGUGAGAGUUGUUUUAUUUUACAAAAGCUUUCUGUGAAUAAUAACGCAAGUUUUAAAAGUUAGUAGGGUAAGGGCAUAAAGUUUAAAUAUUUAUUAGCUAGUAAUAAAACUGCACGUAGAGGUAAAUUUUUUAUUUGAGAAAAUGUCCAUUGCACUUAAUAGAAGUUUGUAUAGUCUGUAUUUAUGAAGUUUGAAUCGAAUAAAAGUAUCUACCUACAUUCUAGUGAGGCAGGAUUACCUAGGAGUUAUGAAACAGCAUAGCAAUAAUUUGCUGAUAAUUACGUGUUUUUGAUUUCCAUCGUUAUCCAUCUAGUUUUUUCUAUUACCAGGAAGUUGCAAUUUUCGACUAGUUUCUGGUAAUUCUAUUAAAACUAGUCACUGAAACACCUGUCCAUAACAAGUAGCUUAUGACGUUUAAACGAAUUUUCCACCUAGAUAUUUGUAGCGCCGACCCGUUUAUAAAAAUUAACUCGUCAAUUGUCAAAUUUUCUUGGUAUCUUUCCUUGUGUCGUUUUUAUUUGUGUGUGGUCAAUUGAAGAGGUUCAAUCCGACGUAAUUGCAGCAUCACCUGUUCCUUUAUUACUCGUUUCGCUGUAUGAACUUGUUCCGUUGACUUUUUUAUAUGUACAAUUUGUAUUUCUUUUUUAUCUAAUUGUAUCUUUAUUGCUUGCUUGUGUUUAAUUGUACUAUAUUUGUAAAGCUAAAUUUUGCUACGUUUGUGUUUACUCAGAAAUAUAAAGCUUUAAGACUG